GUUCAUUUAGCUUUAUUUAAAUUUGCAGAAGGAAGAGUUCGUGAAAGAUAUUUAAAUAAAUUGUUAUAUUACCGCUAAAGUAAAAACGAGAUGAGUGAAUUUUUCAAAUCCGCUAUGGUUUACUUCAACACAAAUGCAAAUGUUAGCAGUGCCAACAAUGGCUCAACAACUUCUGGUGCUUCAACAAAUGCCAACUUUUACGCCAACAACAGUACGCAAGAUAAUGACUUUUGUGGUCAAUUGGUCGAAAUAGCUGGUCACAAACUGCUCAUAAAACGCGUUAUAGCAGAAGGUGGUUUUGCAUUUGUUUACGUUGCUCUUGAUGUCCAGACGGGCAAAGAAUACGCCCUUAAAAGACUGAUUGGUGCAGAUAAACGAGCAUGUCAGUCAAUUAUAGAUGAAAUCAACACCCAUAAACAAUUAUCUGGGCAUCCAAACAUUGUGACGUUUAUUGCGGCCACCUUUGUAGAUAAGACUACAAGUCCUCAACAAAGGGCGGAAUAUUUGUUAUUAAUGGAGUUGUGCAAAGGUGGUUCGUUAACUGACUGCUUGUCUGCCACGUUGGAACCAUCUGUGGUGCUUAGGAUAUUUUACCAAGCUGCACGAGCAGUAGCUCAUAUGCAUUCGCAGACACCACCAAUUGUGCACAGAGAUAUAAAAAUUGAAAACUUUUUGCUGGGUGAUGACAAACAAUUGAAAUUGUGCGACUUCGGUUCUUCCACGCGAACUAUAUAUUCGCCUACUUUAGAUUGGAAUGCACAACAGCGCAACACUUUAGAAGACCAGUUAACCAGCGUAACCACGCCUAUGUACCGCGCUCCUGAAAUGUUGGACACAUGGUCUAACUAUGAGGUGGGCCUAAAGAUGGACGUUUGGUCAUUAGGUUGUGUUUUGUAUGUUUUAUGCUUUCAAAAACAUCCUUUUGAAGACUCAGCGAAAUUACGUAUAGUGAAUGGAAAUUUUAUGGUGCCCACAGACUCGAGAUAUAAUUGUUAUCAUGAGAUUAUUAAAGGUUGUUUAACAGUUAAUCCCGCCCAGCGCUUUGAUAUUUCUCUUAUAAUGGAACGUUUGGCGAGUAUUGCAGAGACUAAAAGCUGGUCGCUACGUGGUCCUAUCGAUUUGAAUGGUAAACCUGUUGUUACAACACCGGUCCACGCAGUUUGCAAUGUAGCGGCUUCUCAUCCACAACAAAUUCAAAAUAAGAGCACAUCUACCUUUUACGACAAUCCCUAUCACAGUUCACAGCAACCACAAGGUGAAGCUUCUUCAAACAGUUCGUCCUCUUCACACGCAAACGGAAGUUUAUUUUCUUCUUUGCGUGGAGGUGCUGGCAAUUUUCUUAGAAAUCUCAAAGACACUUCGUCGAAAGUUAUGCAGACAAUGCAACAAACUAUAGCUCGUACUGACCUGGAUAUUAGCUAUAUAACUUCGCGUGUUUUAGUUAUGCCUUGUCCAUCUGAAGGAUUGGAAUCAGCCUACAAAACCAAUAAUAUUGAGGAUGUUCGUCUCUCGAUUGAAAGUCGUUUUCCUCUUCAGAAGGUUAGCGUUUAUAAUUUUGGUCCCAGAGCUUGCCCACGCUUACCGCCUCCUGUUCGCACUGUAGAAGCUGGUACUAUUUACGGUUGCCCUCAAGCUAGAGCACCUAGUUUGGAAGGUUUGUUUUCAGUAGCCGAAGACAUGUAUGGGUUUUUAUCCGCAGAUCCAAAAUCUCUAGUUAUUAUACAAACGGCUGAUAAUGCUGGUUGCACUGCCGCUACCUUGGUUUGUGCUUUGCUUAUGUACUCUGAUCUUAUAUCAGAACCAGAAGACGCUGUACAAGUUUUCGCUGUUAAACGCCACCCAGUUAAUUUAAAGCCCUCUGAAUUCCGUUUUCUUUACUAUUUGGGAGAUUUAUUGCGACCUACACCAUUAUUACCUCAUUUUAAACUAUUGAAUUUGGUGUCAUUAAGUUGUCAACCAGUGCCUCGUAUGACUAAAGCACGUGAUGGCUGCCGUCUAUACAUGGAGGUGCACAAUAAUGACCGUCUAUUAUUGACUACCAUGCAGGACUAUGAAAAAAUACGUUUGUACAUGGCGGGACCUGGGAAAAUUACUAUGCCUAUUAAUCUGCACGUGAGCGGUGAUCUAACUAUUAUACUCUUCCAUGCUCGAAAAGGAAUGGUUCGUCCUCAGGGAGUAAAAAUUUGUCAAUUUCAAUUGCAUACUGGUUUCAUACCGGAACCGGAAACUUUGAUGACAUUUUAUAAUCAAGAUUUAGAUGAUUUAGCUGAUGCAGAAUGCAUAGCAUCUAGUUUCACAGUAUCACUCUCCUUAACGGUCACAGAUGUUGAAACGCCUCCAAGCAGAAAUCCGCCGUGGUGGCCGACAAAACCUCGUAGAAAUGCCUUGAACUUAUUCAGCAAUCAGUUGGAAUAUGAGGAAAUGGUAGACAAUUUCGUAACUAAGCCGACAUCGCAGACUUCAUCUACAAUGUUGAAAUCUAUUUCAAGUCGACCGCAAUCUUCAUUAGCACUGAAAGAAAAACGGUCUUCCUCUCCUUUGGUACUACCAGAUAUUACUGCUGUUAAUCAUGAGAUACUAAUUGUCCCAUCGGAGCCUACACCGCCUAUUGAUUUGCUUAAUUUAAAUCAGCCAACAAUAAAUUCGCAUCAAGAACCACAGGAUCCCCAAGCCACUGUUAUGCCUUCAACGGAUGCGAGUUUUGAUUUAUUAGGAGCUUUUGGUGAUGAUGAUUCUUCGGGAAUAGGCACAGCAUCAAUACCUGAUAUUUUGGAGAAUAAUUCUCAACCGAAAUCGGCAGCUGAUCUCGAUGAUAUUUUCGGACCGCUAAAUUCUAACACAGCAACUUCAUUCAAUUUGAAUUUUAAUGCGUUUGCCACUUCGCCAUCCAACGCACAAGCUGGAAAAAAUAUUUCUAAUAUUACACCUACUGCUCUGAAUUCCGCACCAAUUCCAACAAUUCCAACCGUUACUACACAGAAAGAAACAUCCCCACAGUCUAAAGAUCCUUUUGCUGAUAUCGCUAACUUGGCUUCGGGUUUGAAUAUAAAUUUCAAUCCUAACACUUUAAGUGGUGGUAAAUCUACCGGUCACACUCCAGUAGGAAACAGUCCGUUUAGCACGCACUUUCCCAGUCCAACGCAUAACAUAGCUCCUGUUUGUACCGGCAAUAUACGAGCACCGACAGCUCAAACAUCCACCUCGACUUCACCACAUCAUAUGAAAACGUCCAACGCUUUCGGUAUACCGCUUAAUGUACCGACUUCAAUUACUAGCUCUACCACUACUGCGCCUAACAACACUUCUAAUAUUUCGUCGUCCUCAAUACGACCAGAUUAUAGCCGUUCACAUUUUGAAGCAAGCAAAUCAAAUCAAAAUCAAAAUACGAACACAUCAUCAUCAACUAAAAACUCUGAUAUAUUUGCUGACAUUUUGGGUGAACAAGGCUAUAAAUUUACAAGCAAAAUAAAUGCAGGUCCUCGUUCGAUUAAUGAAAUGCGCAAAGAUGAAACCGUUAAGGAUAUGGACCCAAAAAAGCUUAAAAUUAUGGAAUGGACCGAUGGCAAAAAGAACAAUAUUCGAGCCUUACUAUGUUCGAUGCAUACAAUUCUGUGGACGGAUGCAAAAUGGACCAAAUGUGAAAUGUCUCAAUUAAUAUCUGCUUCCGAUGUAAAGAAGGCUUAUAGAAAAGCUUGUUUAGCAGUGCAUCCAGACAAGCAUAAUGGCACCGACAACGAAGAAAUCGCUAAGUUGAUAUUUAUGGAACUGAAUAAUGCUUGGACUGAUUUUGAGGAUGAUACCACUCAACAGCAUAUGUUCAAUUAAUUAAUAACUUUUUGUAAUUUAAGUUUGGCGUACCAUCGUUAUCUAAGGUUUUUUGUUGAGUUUUAAAUUGUGCAAGAAAUACUUUUCACAAUUUCAACAGAAGCGAUUUCUGCCUGCAUGUAUUAUACUACAAAAUUUUCUGAUUCUAAAUUUUACAAAACUUUAAAAUGAUUUACUUAAAUUUUUUUAGUGUUUAAGUUGAGUAUACGUAGAGAAUAUAUAUCUAUGGCA
Molecule: messenger RNA, 4056 nt
Organism: Glossina fuscipes
Lineage: Eukaryota; Metazoa; Arthropoda; Insecta; Diptera; Glossinidae
Gene: aux
Product: cyclin-G-associated kinase
Exons: 11
Coding region: 91-3825 (1244 amino acids)
Biological process (GO): regulation of clathrin-dependent endocytosis; protein phosphorylation; positive regulation of Notch signaling pathway
Cellular component (GO): cytoplasm
Molecular function (GO): AP-2 adaptor complex binding; protein serine/threonine kinase activity; ATP binding
Source: RefSeq, a predicted model, not a curated record